This is a messenger RNA of Juglans regia (Persian walnut), 1109 nucleotides long. RefSeq names its product disease resistance protein RUN1-like. The coding region runs from base 54 to 1109 and encodes 351 amino acids. The transcript is spliced from 3 exons. Gene Ontology annotation, molecular function: ADP binding. Gene Ontology annotation, biological process: defense response. The record is from RefSeq and is a predicted model, not a curated record. Lineage: Eukaryota; Viridiplantae; Streptophyta; Magnoliopsida; Fagales; Juglandaceae.
CUCGUGUAGAAGAUAUUAAUACGUUAUUAUGUAUUAAAGAGAAUGACAAACGCAUGAUAGGGAUUUUUGGUAUUGGUGGAAUUGGUAAAACAACUAUUGCAAAAGAGAUGUAUAACCGCAUUACUGAUAAGUUUGAAGGCAGUUGUUUUCUUGCAAAUGUUAGAGAAUCAUCAAAACAAGAUCAAGGUGGUCUCGUGAAGUUGCAACAGACAAUUCUUUCUGAAAUUCUUAAAGAUUCAAGUUUGAAAGUUGGUAAUGCUGAUCAAGGAAUCAAUUUGAUAAAGAAGAGACUUUGCUGUAAAAAAAUUCUUCUGAUUCUUGAUGAUGUUGAUCAUUUGGACCAAUUAGAAAAAUUAUGUGAAAGAUGCGAUUGGUUUGGUUCUGGGAGUCGAAUCAUCAUAACAACAAGGGAUGAGGGUUUACUAACUAAGCAUCAUGUUCAUUUCAAAUAUCGUAUGAAGGAAAUGGAUUACCAUGAAGCUGUUCAGCUCUUUAGCCAGCAUGCUUUCAAAAGUCACAAACCUGAUGAAGCUUUUGCAGAUGUCAUAAAACUUGCAUUCAAGUAUGCUGGCAGCCUUCCACUCGCUUUAAAAGUGUUAGGCUCAAAUCUAUAUGGAGAAGAUAUACAUUAUUGGAAAAGCGAAUUGGAAAAGUACAAAAGAAUUCCAGAAGAAAAUAUUCACGAAAAACUCAAAAUAAGUUACGAUGGAUUAGAUUAUCAUACAAAAAAGAUUUUCCUUGAUAUUGCAUGUUUCUUCAAAGGAGACGAGAGAGAAUAUGUCACUAAAAUACUAGACAGUUGUGGUUUCUUUGCCUAUGCUGGUAUCAAAAAGCUCAAUGAUAAAUGUCUCAUAACGAUUGAUCAACAUAAUGAUGACCAAUACUUGUGGAUGCAUGACUUACUAGAAGAUAUGGGUAAAGAAAUUGUGCGACAAGAAUCACCCGAAGAACCUGGCAAGCGCAGCAGAUUAUACUUUCAUGAAGACAUUCGUGAAGUAUUUGAAAAAAAUAAGGGAACAGAGAAAAUUGAAGGCAUAUUGAUAGAUCUGCCUCAGGAAGACUGCAAGACACAAUUCAGUACUAAGGCGUAUGCUACCAAUUUCCUUUAA